GACCAUCCCCUUUGCCUUUCCCUUUCUGGCUGCACAGUUCCAACAGAACACAGGCCACAGAAAUAUCGCUAGAAACAGGAAACGAGGCUUCCCUGCUCUGGCUUGAAGCACCAAAACCUGUUUCCUUUCUCUGCUGCAUAUAAAAUUCUCGGCGGGGCAUUCUCGACAGGUUCAUUGUGAAAAUAGCAGCUGAGGACAAAGCGGCACAAAGAGCUUCCCUUAUGAAUCUACGAGCAACUUAUUGAAUGAAGAGAAGCUAAGAGAAUGAAGAAGAUAUUCUUGAUGUUUUUACUCUCCUUAGAAUGGAGAAGCACAGAAGCCAAUUCAACUGGCAAGGACUUGGUCACACCUGUGGACGCUGAUGUGGAAACAACUCGCCUGACUUUUACUGAAACACAAAGCCCUGGAGAUGUGGUGAUGACCCUCCUACCUCCUGCUUCAGAGAAGACAAUCACUGUAGUGAAUACUGACCAGGAUGGAAAACAUAGCACUCCUCUACCCAUGAGAGAGAAUCAAGGACUGCAAACUCCAGCAAACUCUGUACAGGAAAAUAAACCCUCAACCCUUACGACUCCCAAGAGAGGAAUUAGCGAUGACAGUCCUCCAAAUGCUAAGGUUCCAGGCUUAACUAAUAAUCCUUCACUAAUCAAUCCGAGAAACAGCCCUCUUCAAAGGGAUGCUCCUAACAGUCAAAAAGGCAUCACUGCAAACCGGUCUUCCAGGCAUAUGGACUAUAGUGGCAGCAAGGCCAGGCAGAACCCAGUCACCCAAAAACCCAGCUUUGAAACUACCCGGGGAAAGAACUGGUGUGCUUAUGUUCACACAAGACUGCAGCCCACCAUAGUGGUUGACAAUGUGCAAAGCUAUGUAUCGGGUAAAGCCAAGCCAUGCUCGUGGAUUACUGGGCCCUGUGGAACGAACUCCCAGUCAAGGACUCACCAAGCUUACAGGAUCAAACACAUGAUUGUGACAUCACUGGAAUGGAGGUGCUGUCCAGGAUACAGUGGAGGAACGUGUCAGCCCACAGCCCAACAGAACCAAUUGCUUAUACACAGCAACCAGGCCGAGAGCAAUGCAGCUGUCAAUGAGGGAACACCAGGAGACCAGCGGCAGCGGCGGCAGCAGCAGGACCCCAGCAACCCAGCAGUUGCACAAAAAAUGAAUGAGCAAAUUAACAGCCAGGAGAUGAAACUAACUUUGCUACAGAAGAAGGUUGACAACAUUUCGGUCGUCAUGAGUGAUGUGAGCAAGACACUCUCCUCUCUGGAAGGCAAAAUCAAUGAAGAUAAGGGCAGAGACUUCCAGGCUUUUCUAAAAGGUCUCAAGUCCAAAAGCAUUAAUGAACUAAUCAAAGAUAUUGUAAGAGAGCAGUUGAAAGUCUUCCAAAGUGAAAUGCAGGAGACAGUAGCCCAGAUUUACAGGAGUGUGUCUGUUCUGUCUGAAGACCUUGAGAGCACCAAAGAAUUAGUCAAGCACUUGAAUGCUUCUCAGCAAAAAUUGGCCACAGAGGUGAAAAAUAGACCUACGAGGGUGGAAAUCCUAGACAUAAGGACCCAAAUCCUGCACAUUGAGGAGGAGAUCAGCUUAACAUGUGAAAGUCCCAUCAAAGACUUGCAGGAAAAGCAGAAGACCAUGGAAAUUGCUCUGGAGCAUCAAAGUUCAAAGAGUGAUAUUUAUUAUGAAUCUUUGAACAGAACUCUGAGUCAAAUGAAAGAAGUGCAUGAGCAACUGUUAUCAGCUGAACAGGUUUCGGACCAAAACAUUCCUACAGCUGGCAAAUCAGUGAGUGAUAACAUUACAGACUACAUGAUUAGUCUACAUGACAAAGUGAAAACACAGAGUUUGAUGGUUCUGCAGCUCUAUGAUGACCUCAGAGUCCACGACAGCAAGAUUAGUAAUCUCACUGUGGCACUGGAGAUCCAGAGAGACUACUUACAAGGAGUGUGUGAUGACAGAUUGUCUGAAUGCAAGGUGGACUUCACAAAGCAACUGAAGGGUGCAGAAGAGAACAUGCAUUCUAUAAAGAGAACUCUAGAGAACCUUGUGUUUCCCUUGGAAGAUAAAAUAGACAAAAUGAAGGAGCAAGUUAAUGACCUCUGUUACGAUAUGGAGAUCCUCCAGCCCUUGAUUGAGCAAGGAGUGCCUUUCAGCCUUCCAUCAGAAUAUGAACAGCAGAUUGAAACAGAAGCUAUGAACAAAAAGCUGGAAAAUUUAACCAGUGUCAUGAUGAAUCUGAGUUCCACAGUCAAAGAACUUACCCAAAACCAGAAAGAGCUCAAAGGUCAAGUUCAGGCUCAUGAUGAAGUCUCUGAGAGGCGAAUUAAUGAAUGUUUUGUUCUAAUGGAGGACGGCCUAAACAAGACCAUGGUGGUUAUCAACAGUGCCAUUGAUUCUAUCCAGGAUAACUAUGUGCUAAAAGAAACACUGUAUACCUUCAAAAACGAGACGGAAACCUGUGCUGAGAAUAUAGAAAGUGUAUUGACAUUAAUACCUCAGUUCCAACAGAUGAAUGAAUCCCUUCAGAUACUAGUCAAUGAGAACCAGAAACGUGGCAUUACUUCAGAAAGAACUCGACCUUUUUCAGGUCUUUUCUCUGAUGAACCUGACAUCCCCCAUCUCAAAAAAGAUCACCAAGAUCUAAAUACAACAAACUUGCAAGAGUAUAAACAAGACAGUGGCCACCAGUUGCAACCCACACAAGAGCUCAAAGAUCACGAAGUUCGCCUGAAGGCCGUUGAGGCAAAGAUAGCCAAGUUUUUGGCAAACAACUGUGUCACAGAAAGAAAUGUCAAAGCUGUAGUAGCACAAAAGGACAAAAUUGUAUCUGCUCAGCUUCAGGCCCUGAGUUCCAGAAUCAGGGCGCUGGAAGCCAAAUCUAUCCGCAUCUCUGUGAUAAUCCCUCUGUUAAACAAGACAGCCUAUGAAGCACAGGGUUUGUGUCAGGAGAUCUUUGGAAGUCUCCAAAAAAUGAAUACCACCAUUCCCCGGUUAGUAAAAGGUCCUCCUUCAGACAGCUUGCUGUUUCAGAAAGGCUUUCAAGAACUCACCGAAUCCAUGCUGGAGAUAAAAGCAGGAAUGAUUCUCUCCAAUCUAACCUGGUAUGUAAACAAGUCCCUCGCUGAUGCAGUAGACACUGUGACCAAACGUCUGAAGACCACUCCUCAGGUUGUAAAAAAGCCACCAGGAAAAAAGAUACCAAUGAAUACCACCACAAACCAGGCUGGACGGAGUCAGAGAAACACAGAUACCACUUUGGAAGCAGGUGAACAUUUGAGCUGCAGUAGCUCUCCGUGCCAAAAUGGGGGGACCUGUGUCAACGAAAGGAACGGCUUUGUCUGUGCUUGCCGCUACCCUUUCGGAGGAUCCAACUGCAGUACAAAGAUGGCGGAGGAAGGCGCUCCAGCUGUAGAUUUUACAAAAGGAUCUUACAGGUAUGCCCCAAUGGUGGCCUUCUUUGCUUCUCAUACCUAUGGGAUGAAUUCUCCUGGCCCAAUUCGAUUUAAUAAUCUGGAUGUCAACUAUGGAUCCUCCUAUGUCCCAGCGAAUGGAAGAUUCCGUGUGCCGUAUCUUGGUGUUUAUGUGUUCGAAUACAACAUUGAAUCCAAUAGUCCGCUCAUCUCUGGCUAUCUGGUGGUCGAUGGAGUAGACAAGCUGGCUUUCCAGUCUGGAAACACAAAUAACAACAACUACAUUGACAGAGUGGUUACUGGAGAUGCCUUACUGGAACUGAACUAUGGCCAAGAAGUCUGGCUCAAGCUGGAAACAGGAAGUAUCCCAGCCAGAUAUCCACCUGUAACUACAUUUAGUGGCUACUUAUUGUACCGUACAUAAAUCAGACAUACGUAAAAGCUAUUCUCUACAAAGAGAAAGCACAAUUCUUCUCUAUUUCUAAAUCUGUUCUGUUCAAUAAGGUGAGCUUCGCUUAUGGUUGCUACCCUUUCUGCAGUUUAUCAACUGCACAAGAGGCAGAAAUGCUACGUGAAAUGUAUCUCUGUGCUGGGGGGAAAAGCUUUUAUCAAUUGCAUGUCUGCCUUUCAUUCAGUUGUUAAAGCAAAACAUCAUGCCAGAAUAUGAGGCUGUUCACACAACCAAAAACUGGAUAGGACAAGUUUCCGGUUGUGUGAACAGCCUCAAUAGGUGGCAACUCUAAUCUCAUUAGACCAUUUACUGAACUUUAAAUUUCCAAAACUCCAAGCUAUCCCAACUUACCUUUUGUUGACUCAGUGGAAAUCUUUCUAAAUUACUCUCCUUUUUACCCUGACAUUUCAUUAUCUGAACAUUUUCAAUAUGCUCUGACUUACCCAGCUAUUUGCACCAGAACAAGGAUAUAGAGCAGUUUAUGAAUAUUAUCGGCAAUGUUCAGGGAAUUUGAUUUCAGUAUCUUUUUUCAUUCAUGUGUUAUUGGCAUCUGGUUACACACUAGUUAGACCAUGCAGCUGCUUCCCUUUUGGGAGACCGUAGUUAUAAGGAAAGUGCCAGUAGGGUGAAAAAGACACAUGUGAUCCACUCCACCCAAAGGGAUGGAAUCUCCCCAUAUAUCUCCAGCCAACAUGGGAUGGCACCACAAGGAGCUUCUUCCACCAGGUGUGUUUCUGAGAUGACAGCCUUAGAAAGCACCUUUGAAAUAUUGGAUCCCAGUCCCAACCUGGCCAAGUGUUCUUAGAUCUGGGUCCUAACUUGCCCAGCUUGGCUAGAUUCAUACUUAGUUAAAGUUCUGUGCAUAGUCACAUUGGAUCAGCUUACAUUCUGUGCCAAAUAGUACAACCCACUGUCUUCCUUCGCUCAUACUAUAUUUUUUAAUUGGUUAUACAUGUAAGGCAUACAUAUAAUCAGAAAAGCCUUCAUUUAAACACUGGGAUUUCAGGAGGCGAUACUUAUCAAUACUAGUGUAUUUACUAGAGCUUUUAAAUAAAUUGACUGGCUUGCUUUUAACAGAUUAAUAAAUUAAUCAGCCUGCUAAAGCAAGGGUGAUACUUUCAGGAGACCAAUGAUUAUGCUUUCUCUUGGCUUUUUUAAAAAAGCAUUAAUUGUCAAGAAAAAUAAUCUUUUACAUUGCCUACUUCAAGAGAGGUAUAUGGGUUGCUUGUCCUCAGCAUGGUACACCCAUCUGCAGGGGAGAGCUUUGAUGAAAAUCUGAUUAAAAAUCCAUAUAUUUAAUCUGCAGUUCGUAAAUUAGAAAAUUAAUAGCAUCAAUUAAGGGAUUAACGCUUUCAUCCCCUGACUUCCUGCAGGACAAAAUUCACUGUGGUCUGAUAAGGAAUUCGUGAUGCUUAAAAUGUCAAGUGAAAAAAAACAGAAAAGCUGUGUGUGUGUGUGUGUGUGUGUGUGUGUGUGUGUGUGUGUGUGACCCCCACCAACACCACUGACAAUAGUUUCAGUCCACACCUGAUCCUGUCUUCUGUUUAUAAGAUUAAUCUUCAACACACCACGAACCCUGAAUGUAUAUAUUUCAGCCUCUUCUUCCACUGGUGUACCGUAUCUUUCUGUAAAUACUUAAAAUCCCCAGUUUGUCACUAACCUAUCCUAGCGUAUCAUUGAAUUUUAUCAAAUGUCUUGCCCACAUGGCUAAAUCCCUCCCCACCCCUUGUAUGACUUUGUCAGUUUAAUAACCUGUUUAGUCCCCUUUAUUCCUGCCAUGGAUAGGGCUAAAUGGCGUGGAAAUUACUCUGCAGAUGAAAUUCAAAUGACCCACCGGAGGCUGCAUCUUUCUCUUUAAAUAUGACUUUCGUUGCCCUUCCUGCCCUUCCUACUAAAUCCUUCAAGCCAGGUCUCCUUCUUCAGAGAUGCUAAUUGUUUUCUUCCUAAUGUUGAUUUCUGAUAGGUUCCCUUGUUAUUUUUGUUUUGUUUUUCCAGUUACAAAAAAAAUAAUUUCCCUAGAGCAGACCUGUGACCUAGAGGCCUUUCAAAGCAACACAUAAACAAAAAUAUCUAGAAUAAGUAUAAAUACUCAGGAUGCACUAGGAAUGAAAUACCACACCCAAUUUGCUUAAAAGAAAGAAAGAAAGAAAGAAAGAAAGAAAGAAAGAAAGAAAGAAAGAAAGAAAGAAAGAAAGAAACAUGCAUGCAGAGAAAGAAGUCUCCAUAGUUCUCCUUCCCUUGAGAUUUAACCAUUAUAUAUAUGGGUAGGUAUAACAUGAUGAGUUUUUAUAGACAUGAUAUUCUAUGGGUUGAGACAGGUAUUAUAUUUUAAAGACAGGUGUAACAUAUUAACCAUGAUGCUUCAAAACAACUUUUGUUUCUGUAUAGUGCCAGUUUUGCGGGGGUGGGGGGUUAGUGAUGGUUCAGUUUGAACUGAGAAAAAGCUGACUGUAGUGAUUGCCUGUUAACCACAUACCCAGGCCAUUAACCACAUACUUCCUCCUCCAUCACAAGAGCGGUUUUGCAACCAUUUUCAACAUGUUUAUUAUUAUUUUUGUAAAGUGCAAGAUGACAUACGUAUGAAUAAAUGCAUAGGUGCCACAUAAAACAAAAAGGUUCCUUCCUUUCCUUUCCUUUCAUCCAUCCAUCGCAUCUCUGCAGGCAGUGGUGCCACCACUAGUCAUAACUUAGUUCAUUCUCAGUAGGCUGAGAAUUCUCAAGCCUGCCAGGAAAAGUGCCAAAAUAGCACACCAUUUUCACUCCUGAGGACAUAGUAGACAAAGUGGAAGGAACAUUUCGGAUCAGCAUUAGAAAAUGUAACACAAAUUGCAGAGCUGGGUUUCCAGAGCAGGUGGCGCUGGCAAUAACCCCUCUUGGAAUACUACAUCUGUCUUCAUCCUGUUAUAAUCCAUUAUUGUUGUUGUUGUUGUUCACCCUUUUAUUAUUUGAUAUGGUUCCUAUCUUCUCAGGAGGAUGGUGUAGCAAAACAAAAAAACAUUAAUAAAAUUGGAGAAAAAUAACCAGGA
Molecule: messenger RNA, 6884 nt
Organism: Hemicordylus capensis (graceful crag lizard)
Lineage: Eukaryota; Metazoa; Chordata; Lepidosauria; Squamata; Cordylidae
Gene: MMRN1
Product: multimerin 1
Exons: 8
Coding region: 265-3831 (1188 amino acids)
Molecular function (GO): extracellular matrix constituent conferring elasticity; protein binding
Source: RefSeq, a predicted model, not a curated record